Messenger RNA from Arachis duranensis, 1352 nucleotides. RefSeq names its product peroxidase 42. Gene Ontology annotation, biological process: response to oxidative stress; hydrogen peroxide catabolic process. The coding region runs from base 17 to 1024 and encodes 335 amino acids. Gene Ontology annotation, molecular function: peroxidase activity; heme binding. The record is from RefSeq and is a predicted model, not a curated record. The transcript has 4 exons. Lineage: Eukaryota; Viridiplantae; Streptophyta; Magnoliopsida; Fabales; Fabaceae.
GAGAGAGUGAAGAGUAAUGGCUCCCAAAACUUGUUUCCUCUUCUUCUUAGCUUUAGUAUCCUUUUCAGCAGUACUGGCUUUUGCGGAAGAAGAUGAUCCUGGCCUUGUUAUGAACUUCUACAAGGAGACAUGCCCUCAGGCUGAAGACAUCAUCAAAGAACAAGUGAAGCUUCUCUACAAGCGCCACAAGAACACUGCAUUCUCCUGGCUCAGGAACAUUUUCCAUGACUGUGCUGUUCAGAGGUGUGAUGCAUCGCUGCUUUUGGACUCCACAAGAAGAACCUUGUCUGAGAAGGAGACUGACCGAAGCUUCGGGCUGAGGAACUUCAGGUACAUUGAGACCAUCAAGGAAGCUGUGGAGAGAGAGUGCCCUGGAGUUGUUUCCUGUGCUGAUAUCCUUGUCCUUUCUGCCAGAGAUGGCAUUGUUUCUCUAGGAGGUCCUUACAUCCCUCUAAAAACAGGAAGAAGGGAUGGUAGAAGGAGCAGAGCUGAGGUCGUUGAACAGUACCUUCCAGACCACAAUGAAUCCAUUUCUUCCGUUCUCGACAAGUUUGGCGCCAUGGGAAUCGACACUCCCGGCGUAGUUGCAUUACUUGGAGCACACAGCGUUGGGCGAACCCACUGCGUGAAGUUGGUGCACCGUUUGUACCCGGAGGUAGACUCAGCGCUGAACCCAGAGCAUGUGCCGCACAUGCUGAAGAAGUGCCCGGACUCCAUUCCGGACCCAAAGGCCGUACAGUAUGUGAGAAAUGACCGUGGUACCCCCAUGGUUCUGGACAACAACUACUACAGGAACAUCUUGGACAACAAGGGGCUCUUGCUGGUGGAUCACCAAUUGGCCCAUGACAAAAGGACUAAGCCUUUUGUGAAGAAAAUGGCUAAGAGUCAGGACUAUUUCUUCAAGGAAUUCUCCAGAGCCAUUACCAUUCUGUCUGAGAACAACCCUCUCACUGGCUCUAAAGGUGAGAUUAGAAAGCAGUGCAAUCUUGCCAACAAGAUCCGUACCACCGACGACGAGCCUUAGCUUUCUUAAGCCUAAUUCUGCGAAAAUAAUAAGCUGCUGUUGCUGCUGUGUCUCAAGAUCUCUGCACAAAUUAGAUGCUUUUCUUUUUUCUUUCUUUAUUCAAUAAGGAUAGUGGGUAAUAGCUAUGUUGAUGCUUAUGAAUGAUGAUGAUGAUGAUAAUGUACGCAUGUGAUGUGGGGCCUGUCGUGUAUGUGUAUGUGUAUGUAUGUGAUGAUGCAUGGCAUGGCAUGGGUGCGUGGCAGUCACAGUUCAAUGUAUGUGCUAUCAGUUCUCGCUCCCAUUCAUGCUUAUUCAUUAUUGUAGUAUACAAGCGUAGCUUCCAUUGUUA